Molecule: messenger RNA, 987 nt
Organism: Ochlerotatus camptorhynchus
Lineage: Eukaryota; Metazoa; Arthropoda; Insecta; Diptera; Culicidae
Exons: 3
Source: RefSeq, a predicted model, not a curated record
CACCACCGUGAUGUUGAUUUAGUGUUUGACGAUAUCUCGUCGCCACUGUCCAAUAAGGCUAUCGGUGAAGAGCGCCAAUCGCACUCCUCAGGUAGCAAACGCAGCACCACUAACAAAAACGUCGAGGAGGAUAGUCUCUUCGACCUGGGCGGCUUUGAUAACAACAAUGUUGCGAUCGCCGAUGACGAUACAGAAGACGAUGACAGCGAUGACGAUGACGACGUCGAAGAGGCUGGAAAGGAAGUGGCGGCGCCAGAAGCUGAAAGUCAGAAUUGGCUGGUGCGAAGUGUACACAGAAUCAAGCGCAGCAUUGAUAAUCUAUUAAGUGGGCCUGAAAAGAGCGUCAAACCAGCAAAGAAGAAGAAGCAGAAGAAGAAUCCUAAGAAACCACUUAAUGGUAGUAAAAAGGAACGCAGCGGAGAUUUAAAUGCAAGCAAGAAGAGUGACAAGAAGAGCCAGAAAAGUGAGAAACAAAAAAGUGAAAAUCUGAGAAAAUCGGCCCGUUCCGAAAAGAACAAAAGGUGGCAAGGUGAUGAAGCACUUCGACCGAAGAGACAGUUCGACGAAUCUGCGUAUGAUGAUGAAGACAGAAUGUCUGGCUCAGGCGGCAUGCCGGACGGGCUUGGAUUCGAUCAUGCAUAUAAACUGACCUUGACGGUUUUUGAGGCCUAUGACCCAGAGUUUGAGAAUAAGGAAAGCAAUCAAUUCAAACAGGUGGCGCGAGGUGUUGCCGGAAAGCUACAUGCCCUUCUAAGUGAUAUCGACUUCACUGCCAACUUUGUAAUCACUGUCCAGGAGCUAGAACCGAACCCAGACGAUGAGCGCGAAACGUUCGUAACGUUCGAGAUUAACGUGGAUAAGAGUUUGAGUAGAUCUACAAUUGAUAGUCAUCUCCGCACAGUUAUCGAACAGGGCUACGAGAAUUUCGAUUUGAAAGGAUACGGUCUUACGUCCGAAGGUAAAUUUCGCUAAACUAUGUAUUAUUAU